Messenger RNA from Scophthalmus maximus (turbot), 1449 nucleotides. RefSeq names its product carbonic anhydrase IV b (gene ca4b). Gene Ontology annotation, molecular function: zinc ion binding; carbonate dehydratase activity. The transcript is spliced from 8 exons. The record is from RefSeq and is a predicted model, not a curated record. Gene Ontology annotation, cellular component: plasma membrane. NCBI's taxonomy places the organism in Eukaryota, Metazoa, Chordata, Actinopteri, Pleuronectiformes, Scophthalmidae. Bases 59 to 985 code for a protein of 308 amino acids.
GUCUCAUCUUCCAAAACAAUCAGUGCAGACACACUAAGACAGAAGUAGGACAUUUAAAAUGAUGCUUGCAACUAUUUUAUUUUUGUUUGCAUGUUCCGUGGAGAUUGUCUCGGGGGCAGCUUGGUGCUACCAGUCCCAAGUUACAUGCAAUCGUACCUGUGCAGGUCCAGACACAUGGGGAGUGGUUUCUCAGCACUGCGACGGCAAAUCUCAGUCUCCUGUUAAUAUUGUUACAAGGAGAGUACGACCAGAUGAACGCCUCACUCCUUUUCACUUCAUUGGCUAUCAAGACACUUUUCAUGGUUUCCUCAGAAACAACGGUCAUUCUGUUCAACUGGACUUGCCCUCUGGUAUAAGGAUCAGGGGAGGAAAUCUGACUGUGCCAUACAAGGCAAUUCAAUUGCACCUGCAUUGGGGCAGCGAUGGGGGGAUGGGUUCUGAACACUUGAUUGACGGAGAACAAUUCCCAAUGGAGAUGCAUAUUGUUCACAUAAAAGAAGAAUACGACUCUUUAUCCUGGGCUGUAAGAGACCACGCAGGUGUGGCUGUUCUUGGAUUUUUCUUUCAGGAGUCUGUCUCUGCAAAUAAGAAAUUUGAUCCUUUUUUAAAUGGCCUGAAAUACAUCCGACAACCCACCAGCAGCACCACACUGAGGGAUGUGGCCCUGGACAUGUUCAUUCCUCCGCAGAGCAACAUGACUAAGUACUUUCGCUACGACGGCUCCCUCACUACGCCGAGCUGUGCUGAAGCUGUCGUCUGGAGCCUGUUUGAAAACACUAUUCCUCUGAGCAGGAAGCAGCUCGCUGAAUUCUCCCAGCUGCGCUUUUCUGAUGGGAAGCAAAUGGUGCAAACCUACAGACCAGUGCAGCCGCUGAAUGGACGGCAGGUGUUUUACUCCAGAGGCCACAUUGCUGCUGUGAGCACCGGGUUACUCAUCAUGGCUGCGCUCGUGCCCGUUGCACUCUGCCUGCAUACUACAACAUGAACCUUUAUGAAUUUACCUUUAUGAAUAAAAGCAAGAAAUAUAAGAUUUUGUGUAUUUAAAAGUAAAUGAUGUCGACUGUAUGCACUGUGUGCAACGUUUUGUCUUGACACGAAUUGUAUGUUUAAUUUGUAGAUGUGGCAUCUUAACCACUCAUAAUGUCUUUUUUGAUUUCCACACCCAACAGCACUAAAGUCCACUAACAAUAUUGACCAAUCAAUCAUUUUCCCUACUUUUGAUUGCAAAGUUACCAUGCAUAUCGACUGAUAUUGUUAUACUCUUGUUAUAUGUUAUCAUGGUACAUUUGUUCAUAAUACCAAAGUGUUUGCUUUCCCUCCUGCAUAUAUUUGAACUUGUUUUGUUGUUUUUUUCUCGCGGUUCAGCCUCUGGGCAGUUAAUCAUCUGAAUUACGUGACAAAGCCAAUGAGAAAUCCAAAUAAAGAUUAAGAAAGAACAUUUCACCUUUA